AUGCCAGUGACUCAGGGAGAUGGUUGGCUGAUCACGGGGCCUCCCCAGCGUGCUCCGCCUUUCCUCUUACCUACCUCGCUCACCCAAUUCCCGCCUCCAGCGCGAAAUGAUGGCAGCUUCCUUGCGAACUCUGCGAAAUGCUGGAGGAAGUUCACAGAGAAACAUGAAUGGGUGACAGUGGACAAAGGCAUUGGUACUGUGGGCAUCUCAGAUUAUGCCCAGGAAGCAUUGGGUGACAUUGUCUAUGCACAGUUGCCUGAACUAGGAUCUGAAUUCUCUCAGCAUGAUGAAUGUGGAGCUCUAGAGAGUGUCAAAGCAGCAAGUGAAUUGUACUGCCCAGUUUCUGGCUGGCUCUUCAAGCUCAGUUUGGCCAAGCCAGAGGAGUUGGACAAGCUCAUGGAUGAAGAAGCUUAUGAGAAAUUUCUCAAGAGCCAAGAAUAG
Darwinula stevensoni is the source of this 441-nucleotide messenger RNA. The record is from the annotation of a GenBank genome assembly. NCBI's taxonomy places the organism in Eukaryota, Metazoa, Arthropoda, Ostracoda, Podocopida, Darwinulidae.